Molecule: messenger RNA, 288 nt
Organism: Ordospora colligata OC4
Lineage: Eukaryota; Fungi; Microsporidia; Ordosporidae
Product: subunit of class 2 transcription repressor NC2
Exons: 1
Coding region: 1-288 (95 amino acids)
Biological process (GO): regulation of DNA-templated transcription
Cellular component (GO): nucleus
Molecular function (GO): protein heterodimerization activity
Source: RefSeq, a predicted model, not a curated record
AUGGCAAAACAGGAUGCACAGAAAAAAAAACUAACACGAUUCCCAAUAUCCAGGCUCAAGCGAAUCAUGCAGAUGAAUGAAGAUAUAGGCAAAAUAGGCGCAUCCGUCCCUGUUGUUGCAAGCAAGGCAAUUGAAAUGUUCCUUUCUGAAGUUGUAGAGCUUGUGCUCAAGGAGGCAAAGUCAAAGAAUACAUCCAGGAUGUCAUCCGAGUUUAUACUCAAUGCAAUAAGCACGGACCCGAAGUUUGACUUCCUCAAAGGGACAGAUCAGCUCAAAGGCAAAGAGUAG